UGUAUCCUGAGGUCAAAGGUCAAAUGUGUGAAUCACAUGGUCGAAACCAGGAAACAGAGAAGCGAUAUCAAUCCACAGUCACUUCCUUUGUCUUAACAGUGGAGCAGAAACAAGGCUUCAAUGAACUGACUUAUCAAGGAUGAUUCGAAAGCAAGUAGAACAUGAGGUCUCCACAGUUCAGGACUGUCAAAAUGGAAUCUCUGUAGAUCUCUUCCUGCACCUGUCACUUAUUCCAGCAGUGUUGAUCGUAGGGGUGCUCUCAUUCCUCCAGAGAAGAGCCCAAAAACUGGCCAUCGACCACAGACUGCCCUUCCUGGGGGGACGUUUUGGCAUUGUAGUGCCUUUGGAUACAAUAGGCAGCCUCAGUAACCGUUGGUCCUAUGGGUUUGCAUUUGGUGCUGUGUCCUCCAGUGUCCUGCUGCUCUUCUCUGAGCGUUACAUACCCUUCACGGUCCCACCCUGGGCCAGAGCUAUAGUGUACCUGGUUGGGGCUUUAGAAGUGGGCCUGGUGUACUUCCCUUUCUUUGCCUGUCUGUCUACACCUUUCAGAACAGCUGGUGCCAUGCUGGGAAUACUCUACUCUCUGUCUUGGAUCAUCAUUACAGUCUGGGAUACAUUCACCUGUCCUGGUGGUAAGAUUUUGGGUAAACACCAGAAGAUAAUUGUCCAGUGGCCCUGCAUCCUCUCCCUCAUCUUCCUCUUGGGUCGAUUUAUCUACAUACUUAUUAAAGCUGUUCGAAUACAUCUGCAGCUGGAACAGGAGGACCCCGAGGAGCUGAAUGAGCAACACCAGAUUCAGCACGUUAAGAGACUGCUGAGGAAAACACCAACACACAGUAAGCCACUCAGUUGGUUCCAGAGACGAGUGUAUGAGUCGGACCCCUACUUCAAGUUCCCCAACAGGAUCAUCGGCACUGCCAUCAUAUCCCUUAUAGGCAUAUAUACAAUGACUCUUGCUGACUACAGUCUCAGUAAUGUAGCUUUUGACCAAGUAGAAAAAUGGAAGAAUACACUGCAACAGAUGAUUACGACUUGUAACCAGACUGAAGCUCUGGGAGUCAUGAUACCACAGCUGGAAGAAUUUAUUGUUGUGGCCAGGAAAUCUUGGCUAGCUACCACCAUCUUUGCUAGUCUCAACUCUGUUGCCUACACUUUCCAUGUAUUGGUAUGUUACAGGAAACACAUGAAGAGACUGUGGAAAGGACAGAGAGGUUUUCUUCCUGAGAAGUUUCACAACCCUAAUUCUGCUGUCAGUGUAGCCUCCAUUGCGAGAUACUCUGGAUGGCAAAUAGCAUUUACUCUGUGGGGCUAUCUGAUUAUCCAUUUUGUCCAAUUCCAGUUUGCCCUGCUCUUGGUCUAUGGGCUGGUUCUUCCUAUACAGCACGGAAAAGCACUGAGCAUGCUCACUAGUCUGGGAAUCAUUGUUCUCACCAUCUGUCUAGUGAUCAGUUUGGUGAUUCUUCAGAUAGUUCUGGUUCAGAUCUUCUUCCUCCAGGACAAAAUGUCUCCAACAGAUAAACAGAAACCUCUUGCUCUCAAUAACAGGAAGGCGUUCCACUGCUUCAACUACUUCUUCUUUUUCUACAACGUGGUGAUGGGGAUCAGCAGCUGCAUCAUGAGGUUGCUGUUCAGCCUUGUUGUAGGAACAUGGCUGGUGUCCCGCAUAGACCGAACCAUCAUGCAGAGAGGAUAUGAAACCUUGGAUACCGGUUACAGUACUUGGAUUGGGAUGAUCUUUGCUGACCACUAUCACAACAAUCCAGUCGCAGUGUGUUUCUGCCAGCUGCUGGUCUCCAGCAAGAUGGAGAGACACAUGAUGUCUGCAUACUCUACAUUCAGCAACAUGCCACCUGAUCCCCCUGUGAAUAGCCAGGCCAAAAGGCGCUGGAUGUUGUUUUAUACUUUACUAAGAAACCCUCAUCUGAUCCUGCGCAGAAAACACCACCUCUCCUCAUCAUCAUGUCCCCAGUCAGACAUGGUGGUGCGGGCGUGUGUCAUGGUCUCACAAACACAGAGUUGCCAAGAAGCACCACAGUCACUACCAGAGAUCACAGUUACACCAGCAGAGGACUGUUAAAGAAACAUUUCCAUAGAUCCUGAUCUUGUACAAAUUGUACAUGUGCCCUUUGGUGGUGGACCACUAUGUGUUAAAAGGAGUACUAAGCUGUUUGCAAUGAGUGUGUUUUGAGGGCUGUCACCUUGCAAAGGUUUGGCAAAGUCAUUCCAUCUGAAGCUCACAUUUGACUGAUAUUAUCUGGUUAAUGUGAUCAGUGAUAAGGUCACUAGUCCACUAGCAUUCACUUUUCAGUAAUUUGAUCAUUUAUUUAAUUUAAUGAAAUUGUGAUAGCCAGUACCACAGAUGCAUUAUAAAGGGUUCAAUAUGUGUGUUGCUGUCUAGAAGAUGUAAGAUUUUUUUUACUCUUGUCUCAAGAGUUCAUGUCAGUUUUAAAAAAUGUACAUUUAAGUUACAUUUUAACUGUUGUACCGUAUAUAGACAUAUAGUUAAAUAUCAACCUUUGUAAAUAACUGCAGUGACACCCAUAACGAGAGAUAGCUGCUGUAUAUUCACCAUAAACGAGGUAAAUAUGGUUUUCCUGCACAAGCAAAUACAGAUUCAGUUGGAAAUUAAAAACAAAAUGGUAAAAUUUCCAAUGUAUGACUGA
Toxotes jaculatrix (banded archerfish) is the source of this 2663-nucleotide messenger RNA. RefSeq names its product STRA6-like (gene stra6l). The coding region runs from base 140 to 2077 and encodes 645 amino acids. Gene Ontology annotation, molecular function: retinol transmembrane transporter activity; signaling receptor activity. Gene Ontology annotation, cellular component: plasma membrane. The transcript has 18 exons. NCBI's taxonomy places the organism in Eukaryota, Metazoa, Chordata, Actinopteri, Toxotidae. The record is from RefSeq and is a predicted model, not a curated record. Gene Ontology annotation, biological process: vitamin A import into cell.